AUGAAGGUGUACCCCUUCACUCAAGCAUUGGAGGUUUCCAGGACAGAGGCAGGGGACUCAGCAGGGAGUGAUGGAGCAGUGCAGCACCUGAUUGGGAACCGGAACAGGGUGAGCGGCCUACGAAACUUCAAUCAGCAUCCCAGUGAACACGCUAAUGUUGCUCUGGGUGGAGUGGCUGUUCAGUCUUCAUCGUAUGACUCCAACCGUAAGCCACAGUUGGCAAUUGAUGGCAAACCUUUUUCAGACUAUCUGCAUGGGAGCUGCACUGCCACUCGGUUGGAGAACAACCCCUGGUGGAGGUUGGACAUGCGGGGUCCGUACAACAUCUCAUAUAUUAAAGUCAUCCGAAGAUCAGAUUGCUGCACUUCUGACAUACAGGGAGCUGAAAUCCUUAUUGGUAACUCAGUGGAGAACAAUGGCAACAACAAUCCCAGAUGUGGAGUCAUCACUGUGACCAAAGAAAUUAACAUGGUCUUCAACUGCAACCAGAUGGAAGGACGUUAUGUCAACGUUUUCUUCCGUGGCCAUGACGGUGACAAGUGA
Micropterus salmoides (largemouth bass) is the source of this 543-nucleotide messenger RNA. Its product is annotated as fucolectin-1-like. Lineage: Eukaryota; Metazoa; Chordata; Actinopteri; Centrarchiformes; Centrarchidae. The coding region runs from base 1 to 543 and encodes 180 amino acids. The record is from RefSeq and is a predicted model, not a curated record. The transcript has 4 exons.